Neopsephotus bourkii (Bourke's parrot) is the source of this 4642-nucleotide messenger RNA. It is a transcript of the gene ATF2, whose product is annotated as activating transcription factor 2. The record is from RefSeq and is a predicted model, not a curated record. Gene Ontology annotation, molecular function: DNA-binding transcription factor activity, RNA polymerase II-specific; cAMP response element binding. Bases 746 to 2209 code for a protein of 487 amino acids. Lineage: Eukaryota; Metazoa; Chordata; Aves; Psittaciformes; Psittacidae. The transcript has 13 exons. Gene Ontology annotation, biological process: regulation of transcription by RNA polymerase II.
CUAUUUGAACUUAAGUCAAUCGACCUCACUUCUUGCAUCUUUUCAUCUUGUCCAGAUAUUCUCCCCUUUAUAGAAUCUUAGACAAACUGUGAAAAGUAUGGAAUUAACUUUAGACAUUAGUUACAAGCAGUUAAUAAUAGCAAAGCAAAAAGUGCCCAACAUUUGACUUUUUUAAAAGAAAAAAUACGAGCAUUAUGCUAUGGUCAUUAAAUUCUUCCUUAUUCUUCCCCAGAACUCUGUGAAACAGGUCAUGUGUCUUCUAGGAAAUAGCACAACCAUUCUGUUAAGCAGUGAAGUGUGAAGAAGGAGCUCCCGUUUAACUGCUUGCCAGUUUUUGAGGUUUACAGCCUUUAAAUAUUCUGGCCUACAUCUUAAAGUUUUGUUGCAGAAUCUGCUGAGCUCCUUUCUGGUGAUCCUGCUUUCUUUAAGAAUAUUUUUAUUUUUCAGGUUUUUUUCUCCUCCAUUCUCUUCAUCAUUCAGUUUUAAUUUUUAGGCAUUCUAAAUUCUAUGGCAUUACACAAAUACAGUCAGAACACAUUUGAAAGUGGACUGUAAUGCUCAAGUAUUAAUUGCACCACUUUUGCUUCAUCUUUCUUCUUUUGCUUUAUAGGAAACGGAAAAAAAAGAAAAAAAAAGCUGUUCCAGUCCCUCCAGUUCAUUGCCAUGAAAAGGAGGAUAUGAUAGUUUGCCCUAUGAAACAGUUUUCUAUGUGAAAUCUGGCAGGUAGCACAACGACCUGUGGAAUAUGAGUGAUGACAAACCCUUUUUAUGCACUGCCCCUGGAUGUGGCCAGCGUUUUACCAAUGAGGAUCAUUUGGCUGUCCAUAAACAUAAACAUGAGAUGACACUGAAAUUUGGUCCGGCUCGUAAUGAUAGUGUCAUUGUGGCUGAUCAGACACCAACACCAACUCGAUUCUUGAAGAACUGUGAAGAAGUGGGCUUAUUCAAUGAACUAGCAAGUCCAUUUGAAAAUGAGUUUAAAAAGGCUUCUGAAGAUGACAUUAAGAAAAUGCCUCUAGAUCUGUCACCUCUUGCCACGCCAAUUAUAAGAAAUAAAAUUGAAGAACCUUCCAUUGUAGAGACAACUCAUCAAGAUAGUCCUUUACCUCAUCCUGAGUCUACUACCAAUGAUGAAAAGGAAGCGUCACUGCAGCAGACUGCACAGCCUACAUCAACAAUAGUUCGUCCAGCGUCGCUGCAGGUUCCUAAUGUACUACUUACGAGUUCUGACUCAAGUGUUAUUAUUCAGCAGGCAAUACCAUCACCAACGUCUAGUACUGUUAUUACGCAGGCUCCAUCCUCUAACAGACCAGUAGUUCCAGUUCCAGGUCCUUUUCCUCUGCUGUUACAUCUUCCUAAUGGACAAACCAUGCCUGUUGCUAUUCCUGCAUCUAUCACAAAUUCUAAUGUGCAUGUCCCUGCUGCAGUUCCACUUGUUAGACCUGUCACCAUGGUGCCUAGUAUCCCAGGAAUCCCAGGGCCCUCCUCCCCACAGCCAGUGCAGUCUGAGGCUAAAUUGAGAUUGAAAGCAGCCUUGACCCAGCAGCACCCUCAGGUAACAAAUGGAGAUACUGCCAAGGGACAUCCAAGUGGACUGGUUAGGACUCAGUCAGAGGAACCACGACCACAAUCACUACAGCAGCCUGCAACUUCAACAACUGAAACACCGGCAUCACCAGCUCAGCCUACUCCACAAACACCAAAUACAGGUGGUCGGCGAAGAAGAGCCGCCAAUGAAGACCCUGAUGAGAAAAGAAGGAAGUUUCUGGAACGAAACCGGGCUGCUGCUUCCCGAUGCCGACAGAAACGGAAAGUCUGGGUGCAGUCUUUGGAGAAAAAAGCAGAGGACCUGAGCUCACUAAAUGGCCAGUUACAGAAUGAAGUCACCCUGCUGAGAAACGAAGUGGCACAGCUGAAACAGCUUCUUCUGGCUCAUAAAGAUUGCCCUGUAACCGCCAUGCAGAAGAAAUCUGGCUAUCAUACUGCAGAUAAAGACGACAGUUCGGAAGACAUAUCAGUGCCAAGCAGUCCCCACACGGAAGCUAUUCAGCACAGUUCAGUCAGCACUUCCAAUGGUGUAAGCUCAACUUCCAAGGCAGAAGCAGUGGCCACCUCCGUUCUCACCCAGAUGGCGGACCAGAGCACGGAGCCGGUGCUUUCCCAGAUCGUCAUGGCACCUCCCUCCCAGUCGCAGCCUUCAGGAAGUUGAUUAAAAACUUGCAUUGCAUCAGUUUUAGAUAUACAUUUGUGACUUUAAAGGGAAAUCAACAAAAGACCAGUCUCCAUCUAGGAGAAAUUGUAGCUUAAAAUUAUUCAUUUUUAAAACUCCAACUUAAAUUUGGCUUUAACAAUUGGCAGGUGAAGAUGAGACAGAACACCAGUUCUGGUCUCUUUGCAAAAGACUUUUUUUUUUUUAGUAUUAGUUUUACUAGUUAUUUUUUGUGCUUAAUGUGUAAAGUGUGUGUACAGUACAAUGUGGUUUAUUUCAUUUUUUAUUUGAUAUUAUUUCAACAAACAUUGGGGUGAAUUUACUAAAGGUCAUCCCCAUGACUGUGAUAGUAAUAUUAUGUGACAUUUUUAUACCAAAGUUCUGCAUAGUCCCUAUUGACUUUGUAAUGUUAGCAAGGUCAUAAAGCACUAGGCAAGAGAAAGACAGUAACAGUAAAUUUGCUUUUAGUCUUUUUGCCUUUUUGUUGUUUUGCACAUUGAGAGGAAGAACAUUGGGGGAAAACCGUUUGGGCUGUUUUAUGUGUAGCUUUUUGGUUGGCUUUUUAACUGUUGAGGGUUUUAAUUUGUUUCAUAGGGCCAGUACAGUAUAUGAGAUACAGUACUCUUAUGCACAUACCUAUCCUAGGUGAGGAUCAUUACUAAAUAAAUUGGAUUUUUUUUUUUUCAUUAUUGAUGUCAGGUGUUUGGUUUUGGGUUUUUUUCCCCUCCAACACUUUUAUUCUGGGGGGAGGAGAGCUUUAUUUCUCCAGUCAGAAUAGAUAUCUAUAAUUACCCUUUGUUGCUAGGCUGAAACCAGUAAGCAUAUUGUAAAAUACAGGGUUAUCCAAUGUGGAAUACUUGGUAUUCCAGAGUAGGUUGAUAUUUUGUGGAUUUUUGAGUCGCAGAUUAAGGAGUUUACUCAUGGGUUUGGAUGCCAGAAAAGCCUAAAAUCCUUCUUCAGACAACUCAAGACUUUUUUUGUCAUUGUCUUGUAUUUGCAAGCUAACUUGUACUUAAUUCUUGUGUAAGCACUGUCAUCUUUUAGUAGCAAAAAUUUUGAUACCUUUCUUGUGGAAAAAAAACCUGAAAAACAACAAAAAAAAAAAAAUCAGUAUCUACCGUAUCUUGGAAACAAUGUAAUUAUAAUGUGGUGUGUGUGGUGUGUGCGUGAGAAUGGUUCAGUAGUUAAUGCCAGCAGUCUUUUGCUUGAAUGUUUAAAGAUGCCUUCAAUGUGAUGCUGGCUGAUAGGUGAUUGCAGUUUUAAAAUGUUAUUUACUGUGCGAACUUGGAUAACUAACAUUCCAUGAUGUAGUUUGUUUCUGAUGAGAUGAUUGUAGGUACACUUUUUCUCAUUAUCCAAUCAUCUGUAGGAUACUGAGUUUUUUAAAUGUGCCAUUAUCUAUUUUGAUUCUGUAAUCAUGUUCAAAAUACAGUACAAUAUUUUACAAUAGAUUAAGUUGUUUAAAAAAAGUAGAUGUGUGCUUUCAGGUCGGAAAACUUUGUAUAAUAGCAAAAGCAGAUGCAUAGUAGCAACUGGCAGUAAAGCAGGAUUCCAUUAUGUAUAUAACAAAGAUUUAAUGCAUUUAUAAUGGGUUGUGUAAUUCAUUUGCUCUUCCUUCUCCACAGUAUACUAUGUGUUUUUAAGUGUCAGUGCCAUCAAGUUUCUAUCUGAUUCAGUUUGAAAUCUAAAAAUGUAAUUGAUCCACAGGAAAAUCAUGAUUUCUGCAAUAUAUAUACAACCAUGCUAUAAUGAAAACUGGACAAAGACGUAUCUAAGUCAUAUAUGUAUCAUUGCAGGGCUUUAAGCAUGAAAAUAAUAGGGAUUCUAAAUAUUUUGUAUUUUAAAACUAAGAAAGUUGAGUUGAUAACCUCGUGUUUAAAAGUCUUACUUUCCCAAUUGCAAGAUAAAAAGCUGUAACAGUUACUGAGUGUUUCCAGGAUGGUGAAGUACAGUGGACCUCUUGUGAGAAGGAAAUCAGUUACAAAGGCACAAAAUGUGAAUUCUGCAAGAAAGCUAUACAGUCACUUUUCAUUGUAGUUUUGGUGGACUAGGUAAGGCCUCAUUGAUUAUAUUAUAAUUUGCUCUCCUAAACACAAAGGCUUUUAAAUCAUAUUUAUAUAAGUGGAGGUUUUUUUAUAACAAAACUGUCACGCUUGUAAAAUAAGUCUACAUACGUGUAUAGGAGACGUGUAAACAGUUAAUGACUUUAACAGUGGGGCUGGAAAAAGAACCAUUAAAAUCUGUGUUCAGCAAAUAGACACAAGUUAUUAGUCGUACUACCAUGGAUUCCGUUUCGAGACGUAUGUCACACUACUUCUGUACUUAGCAUUUUGGGUCUUUACAUUUGACAUGUUCCACAAACUGUACUGUUUUCUUUUAUGUGCAGUUUGCAUGAGUAAACCAUCAAAGAGAAUAAAAUCUAUCUUUAAGUUA